Molecule: messenger RNA, 3025 nt
Organism: Lutra lutra (Eurasian river otter)
Lineage: Eukaryota; Metazoa; Chordata; Mammalia; Carnivora; Mustelidae
Gene: ASB5
Product: ankyrin repeat and SOCS box containing 5
Exons: 7
Coding region: 116-1105 (329 amino acids)
Biological process (GO): positive regulation of protein catabolic process; protein ubiquitination; intracellular signal transduction
Molecular function (GO): protein binding
Source: RefSeq, a predicted model, not a curated record
GACCAGCUGACAUUUUCCUCCCUCAGGACCAGCUGUUCAGGAGCCUCCCAAAGGAGAGCCAGGCACAUUUGCGACUUGGCUCAGAGCGGAGAGCCCCGCACGCUCUGGUGCAGCAAUGUCGGUGUUAGAAGAAAGCCGGCCGUUUGCUCAACAGUUAUCCAAUGUCUACUUCACGAUCCUUUCACUCUUCUGUUUCAAGCUUUUUGUGAAAAUCAGCCUUGCCAUCCUCAGUCACUUCUACAUCGUGAAAGGCAACCGCAAGGAAGCAGCCAGGAUAGCAGCUGAAUUUUAUGGAGUAACCCAAGGACAAGGUUCCUGGGCAGAUCGGUCGCCGCUACACGAAGCAGCAAGUCAAGGUCGCCUUCUCGCUCUGCGAACAUUGUUAUCACAGGGUUAUAAUGUAAAUGCAGUAACCAUAGACCACAUCACCCCCUUGCACGAAGCCUGCCUCGGAGACCAUGUGGCGUGCGCCAGAACUCUACUGGAAGCUGGAGCUAAUGUAAAUGCCAUCACAAUAGAUGGAGUGACCCCGUUAUUCAACGCAUGCUCACAAGGCAGCGCUAGCUGUGCAGAACUUCUUUUGGAAUAUGGUGCCAAACCCCAGCUGGAGUCCUGUCUUCCUUCUCCCACCCAUGAGGCCGCCAGUAAAGGUCAUCAUGAAUGCCUAGAAAUCCUGAUAUCCUGGGGCAUAGACGUUGACCAAGACAUUCCUCAUUUAGGAACUCCUCUCUAUGUGGCUUGUUUGUCACAACAGUUCCACUGCAUCCGGAAGCUUCUUUAUGCUGGUGCUGAUGUACAAAAAGGCAAAUAUUGGGACACUCCAUUACACGCUGCUGCCCAGCAGUACAGCACGGAAAUUGUAAACUUACUGCUCGAGUUUGGAGCAGAUAUCAAUGCCAAAAACACAGAGCUUCUGCGACCUGUAGAUGUAGCUACUUCUAGCAGUUUGGUGGAAAGGUUAUUGCUUCAACAUGAAGCUACUCCAAGCACUCUUUGCCAACUUUGCCGACUCUGUAUCCGAAACUACAUAGGGAGAUCAAGAUUGCACCUUAUCCCACAGCUCCAGCUGCCAACAUUAUUGCAGAAUUUCCUACAGUACCGAUAAAGCAGUGAAAUAAUUCUGAAUACUUUCAAACUCAUUUCUAUUUCAUCUGCAUAGUGUAUAUUUUAUAUUGAAUUAUGUUACCGAUAGAGUGUAAGUGACUGGGGGGCCCCAGGACAGAGGCGAAUUUAAAUUUUAAGUGCACUAGUGAGUACUACUGUUUUAUGCAUUUUUACUGUAUUUUGGACUAUAGCAUUUUUAACAUCCCUAAUGUUAUUAGUCAUUCCCAUGUACCCUUUUGGAUUUGGGGGGGACGAGGGGGGAGGAAAUCCCCAUUUCUGUCUUUUUAAAGUGAAAAAGAGAAAGUGAACUCUUACUGAAAUUACUUAUUUUAAAAUGCUUCCAUUCUUCAAAUAAUGCAUUAACUUUUAAGUGUUCCACUGUCAUUGAUUAUCUCUCUGUAUUUUUCAUAUUAAUGCAAAAUAUGCAAAUGGUUUAGAAAAUAGCAACUAAUAUCCUUUUUGAAAUAAAGAUGGGCUAUCAUUCAGGAAACCCACUAUGCUGAAUGUGCACCUGUCGUUACAAUGAUCAGCUUGUGAAGAAGAGAUAAAUUGUCCCUCCCUGCAAAGGUCGCACUAGUCACUUCACCACCUUCAAUGUCCCCAUUCCAGAAACCGGUGGGACUCUGGUUAUGCCUCCUUUGGUCUCAUCCUGAGAUGGUUGGUACAUUAUACCCCUGCUAAGGCUGUUUUAAGACCUCCUCCUUCAGGGUAGCCUCUGAGGGUCUCUCUUCAGUGCACUGUACAUACACUCCAGCCUUCUUGCACCUCAGAAACUGUCUCUAGCUGGUAGGGUUUGGACUGAAGGAAUUGAACUUCAUACCCAAUUGAUAAAGAGGCCUCCGAUCACGCUGCAGGAUCAGGGCCGUCCAAGGCUGUGGCAAACAGAUCGAAAUCUUCUUAAAUUGUGGGGUUUUCAAAGAAAAGAAAGAGCGGGUGCCACUUAGCAAACUCAGAGACCUUAUAAAAUUUACCCCAUACAUGGACCUUUCUAGUGCUGUUUCUGGUCCUUCUUACACAAAGCAAGGGUUCAGCGUAGACUGUAUUAGCAAGGGAGUAUCGGGGUACAAAGUAGUGUCCUCUGCAAGGAUUAAUACUGUGUUUAUUAUCUUCUGCUUUAACUGUACUUCCAUGCAGUAGAAAACAUAAUAAAAUAAAUUUUGUGCCUCCUUUAUAAUUUAGACUAGAUUUGAGUCUAUUGUGGACUAAGAAAUAAAAUAAUCUGGAUACUCACAACUGUGGGAAGUAGAAAAUAUUUUAAUGAGUUUUAUAAAUUAAUCAAAUUUUGAUAAAAUAUUUUGAUCACUAUCUUAAUAACCCAGGGGCCUAUAUUCCUUUCUUUUUAGUUCUUAGCUGACUUUUGGAGACCCAUGGGAAAUACACUACUCUUGAAUAUAACUGCAAAGUCACUAAGAUUGCAUUUUUUAAAAAUCAUGUUUAGAUUUUCAAAAAUAGAAGGCUGUAGCAUGUUGUUUAAAAAUGUCUUUUAUGUGGCUAGAGAGUUUUAUAUGAGUCUAUUUUACCGAAUAUCCCAGCCUAACAAAUUUGUAAUGUCCUCGUGAAUAAUGUGCAUUCAAUUUCUUUAUUAUUGAGUAACCUCAUUACAUAUAAUUAGGUAUUCAGACUGCUUUUCUAGUAAAACAGUUUUCUAUUACUAUUUUCCCUGAGCUAGAGGUAGUCUUAGAGUGUAAGGUAAUGUGAUUCAUCCCUUUUCUUUGGUUUUGUACUAAUAAGAGAAAUAAAUAACAAAUAUGAAAAUUAAAAUGGACACCUUAAAAUUUUAGUGUGCUGGUAUCUUGUAUCUUUGCUUGAGUGUGACUGUCUUAUCAAAGAAGUAUUCUCAUUUAAAUAUAUCAUCUGUUUGUUAAUAUACUAAAGUGUGACUAUUAUCCCUGGAAUAAAACACCUUUUCUUUUCUCUCUAA